UCAUCCUCGGGGUCGAGUGCGGCAGCGCGGCAGCUGGGGCGCCGCCUAGGGCUCGGGCUACGCCGCCGAGAUGGACGUGGAAAGCGGACUCCAAGCCAUCACGGCCCGCCUCGGCCGCUUCCACGUGGUCCUGUGCGCCCUGCUCUCCACCGCCUACGUGUACCAGGCCCUCUUCAACCUCAGCUUCGUCUUCACAACGAUGCGCUCCGAGCACAGGUGCCUGGUGCCGGACUGCGAGACGAACGCCUCCCUGACGGACAUGCGCCCCUCCUGGCUGGAUGGCACUGUUCUCCCGGCCGACACCUGCAGCCCCUUCAUGCUGGACGUGCAGUGCGGGGGCCGCGAGCGCGCCAACGUCACCGUGCGCUGCGACCAGUGGGUGUAUCCGGACAAGGACCUGUCGAUCAUGACGGAGUGGGACCUGACGUGCUCCAACGACUGGCUGAUCGCCAUGGUCGGCACGGCCAACAGCCUGGGCCGCGCGCUGGGGCUGCCGCUGUUCGGCUACGUGUCGGACGUGCUGGGGCGCCGGAUCGCGCUCCUCGUCGGGCUGGGCGUGUCCUGCUGCCUGGGCAUCGGCCGCUCCUUCGCGCCCAACUACGCCACCUUCGUGAGCCUCGAGUUCCUCGACCCCCUGUUUUACGACGGCAUCGGUGGCGCCGCCUUCAUCAUGGGGAUGGAGCUGAUGCCCACCCCGGCCCGCGGCGCCUGGUCCGCCGUCACCCACGUCAUCUUCGCCUUCUCGCUCGCCUUCCUGGGCGUGGUCGCCUGGCUGCUGCCGCACUGGAGGCUGAUGCUGAGGGCCAUCUACGGCUCCGCGCUGCUGUGCCUGGCCGCCCUGUGGUUCGCUCCCGAGUCGGUUCGCUGGCUGGCGUCAAAAGGGCGCUCAGCCGAGGCCUUCAAGAUCAUCAACAAGGCUGCAAAAAUGAACGGCAUCCCUGACUUCACUCCGCCUCCACGGGUGGCGGCGGCCGCGGCCGCGGCGGUGGACGACUCCGGCAAAGACCCGAAGGCCGCGAAUACCUCCCCCCAGUCCAGCUUUUCGGCGGACGUCAAGGAGUUCUGUCGCUCGCGCAUCCUCGUGCUGCGGCUCGUCGUCAGCUGCCUCUGCUGGGUCGCCAUCAUGUUCGUGUACGACGGGCUGGCCGUGUACUCCGUCUCGCUGGCGGGCAACCAGUACGUCAACUUCAUGCUGGUGGAGCUGGUGGAGGUGCCGGCCGCGCUCAUCGCGUGGAAGACCAUGGCGAUGGCGGGCCGGCGGGCCACCCUCAUGUACUCCAUCGUGCCCGCCGCGGCAUGCUGCGUGUCCUACCACUUCCUCCCAGCGGCCCCCCACGAAGCGGCCUGGGCCCGUACCGCGGCUGUCUUGCUCGCCAAGCUGUUCGUGACCGUGGCCUACACCGCCACCUACGUGCUGGCCGCGGAGCUGUUCCCCACCCGCCUGCGCCACACGAUGUACGCCCUGAGCGCCACCUGCGGCCGCCUCGGCUCGGCCCUCGGGCCGCAGAUGCCCCUGCUGCGCGCCUACAUGGAGUCCCUGCCGCUGCUCGUGUUCGGCGCCGUGUGCUUCCUCACAGGGCUGCUUGCGCUCACCGUCCCCGAGACGGCCAACGUGGCGCUGCCGGACACGGUCGAGGAGGCGGAGGCCAUCGGCAAGACGAUGAAGAAGAGGGGUCCCCUGGAGGACAUCGAGCUGCCUCACAAUACCGCAUCGCGCGGUGCUUCAAAUACGUCAAACACUUGAUACUAUUUUUUUUAAAAACGAAAUUGUUUUCUUUUACUUCACUUCAAAUCUCAUAGAGGAUUUACGUUUGCA
This is a messenger RNA of Frankliniella occidentalis (western flower thrips), 1816 nucleotides long. RefSeq names its product solute carrier family 22 member 21-like. The coding region runs from base 71 to 1744 and encodes 557 amino acids. Gene Ontology annotation, molecular function: transmembrane transporter activity. The record is from RefSeq and is a predicted model, not a curated record. The transcript is spliced from 8 exons. NCBI's taxonomy places the organism in Eukaryota, Metazoa, Arthropoda, Insecta, Thysanoptera, Thripidae. Gene Ontology annotation, cellular component: membrane. Gene Ontology annotation, biological process: transmembrane transport.